Molecule: messenger RNA, 1011 nt
Organism: Danaus chrysippus (African queen)
Lineage: Eukaryota; Metazoa; Arthropoda; Insecta; Lepidoptera; Nymphalidae
Source: the annotation of a GenBank genome assembly
AUGGUUAAUUACUAUAUUUACGCGAGGGACUUUUCGUUCUCGACCCUCAAUAAUAAGUAUUACCACACCAACGGUUUGAAGACUCUCGAACAAUUCAAACGGGACGUCGAGAACAUCAAAGAAGAACAGUCACUCGCUGGAGAGGCUCCGGCGGAAUCUAAGAUCGUUUACUUGCACUGGGGAGAUGACUGUUGGGAUGUAGAUGAAGAUAUUAUUAGAAUGGCGUACGUGGAUCAGGAGUGUGAGCGAAUGGGCACAGACCCGGAGUGGAUUAUCAAACACCUACAGAAGAAAUACGUAGUCCAUGAAAACGAUAGAAUCAAGCUACUGUACAUUAUCACGGACGGAUUGAUCUGUAAAGAGAGUGCCGAGAAAUGUUUCAAAUAUAACGAAUUCAUGCAAUAUGACACGGUCGUUUUCCACGCACUCAAUGAACAGACAGAAAACAUAGACUUCUCAGUAGCCGCUUCAUUCUUCAAGAGCCGUUGCAUGGUUUAUCGUAAUUACAAACUUCUAGUCAGCACAGAUAUUUCUAAAGAAUUUGAUUACGAUAAAAUCGAUAUACACAACUUCACAGCUAAAAAAGAUCAACUGAAGUCUUAUAUCACGUUGAAGUAUAUUAGUCAGUUUAAUUCAGAUGCUGAGAGUUUACAAGAAAUAGAUCAACUUAAGAUGAUGAGAGAAAGAUUGUUUGACAGAAUAAACAGUGAAAGAAUCGCUUUGAGCCAUAAUGAUCGUAACAAUAAACUUAUGUUGACCUUGAUGGUCAUGAAAGUUGACAUUGAAAGGUCAAUUUCAUCCUUGAUCACCUACAUCAUGAGCAAUGUGAGAUCUUAUUCAUUUGACGCCUUGACCUUUGAUAUGGAGACGGAUGAAGGCUUUGAAGACGAACAAAUAGAUGACUCGGAUUAUGCAACGGAAGAAGAGUGUGAAAUCUUCGACUUUACUCUAGAAGAUGAUGUCGGAAUACCUGAGUCCCGCACAAACAGGAGGAUGGUGUACGCGACUUGA